Messenger RNA from Neltuma alba, 764 nucleotides. Its product is annotated as meiotic nuclear division protein 1 homolog. Gene Ontology annotation, molecular function: double-stranded DNA binding. Bases 93 to 758 code for a protein of 221 amino acids. NCBI's taxonomy places the organism in Eukaryota, Viridiplantae, Streptophyta, Magnoliopsida, Fabales, Fabaceae. The transcript has 10 exons. The record is from RefSeq and is a predicted model, not a curated record. Gene Ontology annotation, biological process: reciprocal meiotic recombination. Gene Ontology annotation, cellular component: nucleus.
GCCCGCGGUUCCGGAAUCUUCCUCUUAUUCCUGACUCUUAACGUUCCACCUUCACUGCCGAUUGUUGGUUUGCUGCUCGCCGAACAGUCGCAAUGUCGAAGAAAAGAGGUCUUUCAUUGGAAGAGAAGCGAGAGAGAAUGCUCCAAGUCUUUUACGAGUCACAAGACUUCUUCCUGCUUAAGGAGCUUGAGAAGUUAGGUCCCAAGAAAGGUGUCAUCACUCAGUCCGUGAAGGAUGUCAUCCAAAGUUUAGUGGACGAUGACCUUGUUUCAAAAGAUAAGAUAGGAACUUCUGUAUACUUUUGGAGUCUUCCAAGCUGUGCAGGAAAUCAGCUUAGGAAUGUUUACCACAAACUUGAAUCUGAACUCAAAAGCAACAAGAAGCGGUAUGUUGAACUUGCUGAUCAAUGUGAGGUGCUAAAGAAAGGACGAGAGGAAUCUGACGAACGAGAGGAGGCCUUAGCGGAUCUAAAAGCCAUUGAGCUGAAGCAUAAUGAGUUGAAGGAAGAGUUGGGAAAGUAUGCAGACAAUGAUCCAGCUGCCGUUGAAGCAAUGAAGGAAGCAAUUGAAGUUGCCCAUGCAGCAGCCAACAGAUGGACAGACAACACUUUCACCCUGAAGCAAUGGUGCUCAAACAACUUCCCCCAGGCCAAGGAGCAGCUUGAAAACGUGUAUAAGGAGAUUGGGAUAACAGAUGAUUUUGACUAUUUGGAGCUAGCACCCCUUCCCCUCAGGGCUGUUGGUGAUUUGGAACUUUGAACCAAG